AUGGCAAGCGUCAUGGCCGGCUAUGAAGUAGCCCACCUCCCGGUCGCAUGGCAGUGGCAGGACGGGCCACCGAGCCCGAAACACUUCAGGCGACUCAGCGCCGUGCAGCAGGAGAGGGUGGAGAGCGAGGCUGGCUUCUUGUGGCUGAGGCCAGACCAACCUUUCAACUCGUCGUACCGCAUGCAGCAUUACCGAGCCCUGGUGCGGGACGGGGUGUCCCGAGCGAGCAUCUACGAGUCGACGGGAUCGUGCAAGAAGCACAAGGUGAUGGUGAGGCCAGUGGGUCCACCGAUGCUGGUGAGCCUUCACGCCGACCAUGACUGGGCUGGCAAUCUAGUGAGGUUUGAAGCACACUCCAGCAUCAGCGGCCGCUCACUUGCUGCCUUCUCCAUCCCAGACUCGGAGAGUAUCAGCAUGAGGCAACUCCGGAGCUUGGUGCACUUCCACCUGGUCCAGAAUGAGUGCAUCACCCAGCCACAGAAGGUCACGUUGCUCUCAUCUUCCUCCGGAGGCAUUCUCGAGGAUGUUCUUGGAUAUUGCUGGGGUCGCAAAGUGAAAGGAGGGCUGAAACCCCGUAGACGACUGUGUAAGAAAACCUUCUACUCUGUAGUGGCCCUGCGCAAGUUCUUCUUGCCGCGUGAGGGCUAG
Symbiodinium natans is the source of this 648-nucleotide messenger RNA. NCBI's taxonomy places the organism in Eukaryota, Dinophyceae, Suessiales, Symbiodiniaceae. The record is from the annotation of a GenBank genome assembly.